CUCCUGAGGUGCCGGACAGUUUGCCAGAACCUCUUUGGAGCCGAUCGAUAGUCUUUCUCCAUGGCCUCACCAAACUCCUCCCACGCCCAAGCUUUUGCCUCGGCAACUGCCACUGCUGCACCGCACUUGGCUAUCCGGUACCUGGCUGCUGCCUCCGGAGACCCACAGACCAGCCACGCCCUGUAGGCCUCCUCCUUCAGCUUGACGGCUCCCCGAACCUCUGGUGUGAAAGUGGUGUGUAAUGUGAUAUAGGGGUUGUACCCGCAAGCUUGACUUUUAUUUUGAAGGUUUCUGGAUGUUUUCCACUGCUUUCUUGUUUGACUUCCUGUCUGGCCCAAUCUUAACUGCAGAAAAUAAACGUUUGAAGAGUUUGUUAGAGUAGCAUGUAAAAUAGACUCAAAACGUAAGCAAAGCGUCUUCAUGCUUCUGGGGAUGUGUCCAAAACAUAACAUUUCACAUUCAGUAGAAAGGAACCAGUCCCAUAUAAUGGCAGCAAAGUAUGUUUUGCGAUAAUUAGCCACCGUUUUGUGUCUGGUGGAAAGUAAGGUAAAGAGUGACUCCCUCACUCCUUCCCUUUCAGUGAGUUUCAUGGGCACCAUAAGGUCCUAGAGAUGAUGAGCAAAGACGAAUAAAUACAUUUCACUGUAAUAUCAGGAAAUUAGUGUGAGAUUUAGAGCCUACUCUGUUUCCAAUUCACCGUUAGAAUUGUUAGCUCAACAUUAGCCUCUAGCUUUCUCUACCCAAUUUUAAAUGUUGUUCUUGUUCUCAAGCGUAUAAAAAGUAUCUACCGAGUCGUUCCUGUUUCCUGGCUUAGGUUCUUCACAAAACACUGCUGAGUUUUGCCAACUGGUGUUGAGUUACAAAUGCGGUGUAGACUCAUCAACCCCGGUGCGGGUUCACAGAUUGUAAACAAAGACUACGUCCCUCUUUAGCUUUUUGGAAAGGAUAAAAGCUGACAACCUCCCAGAAAUCAACUGACUUCCUUCCAACAUGAUUGAGACAGUAGACUGUUUUAUGACUAUUUCCCUGUCAAAUUCUUACAUGUUGUACCUUAUAGUCAGACAUAUGCUUUUGGUGUCCACUUUUGUCUGUUUCACAAUGGACCCCAAUAACCAAUUUGGUGAAACGUCCUUAAAGUAACAAAUUUAACCAAUAACUGAUUAACCUUUGAAGUCAUGCCAGUUAAAGAUGGCCACUGUCCCUCGACAACACAAAAAGGCUAUGACCACGGUAAUGUUGCAUAUGUUGAGUAAAAAUUUGGCCGUAGAGUCUUUGCUAACACAAAUCUCAACCUAGACAUCCUUGCUUGAAACUGCCAUCAGCUGUUGGCGUCAACUAUGUAAACAAAAUAGUUCAUAAACCACUUUAUAAAUUAUUGAAGAAACUCUUAGAAAGUAAUAAUCAGAUUUGCAUCUACAACUGAACCUUCUCUGGACUCUUUGCAAUCAGUGGCAGCGCCGGGGGGCUCUAGGGGUCGCUAUAGCUACCCCUGGAUUAGUCAUUGCACCCCCAUAGCACCCCCAAGUAAAUAUUAACUUUUUUUUUUACAAUUUAAUUUUAAUUUAACGUGUGGAUGUGAUUAUAUUUAACAUACAAAACAAAAAUAACCAGUAAAUUAUCAUAUAGAUAGUAAAAACUUAAACCAAAACAGGAAUUUGAUGUUAACCUUUGACCUCAUUUUCCACCUGCGAAUGAGUGAAAGGUAGAGCUAGUGGUAAAAUGGAUCGGUUUUUGUUGCCCAAAUUUCCACAGGUUCAGUCAGAAAUGAAUGAAUCUUUCGAGGUGAUCCCAGACCCACAAAAACCUACGGCUCUGGAUGAAGAGAGUCAACCUUCAAACGCCGCAGCAGUGGUCGGUUUAGCCGCUGGAAAUGCUAACACUAACGUUAGCUAACCUUGCAACACUAUAGAUGGUUUUCUGUGUGGCUGUAUGUGUUUAUGAUUUCAUGGAAAAGUCAGCGAUUGUUCAUAUGUUUAUGAUGUAUAUUAAUGAUUGUUUCAGGUGUUGUUGAGGUUUUGUGCACACAUGUGUAUCUGCUAGUGUUGAAGGUGUUUUAGAGAACAAUAGGUACGCAUGACCACUUCCUUCAUAGCACCCUCAAUAAAAAGACUAGCUCCUUCAUAGCACCUGCAGAAAAAAAAUUCUGGAGCCGCCACUGUUUGUAAUGCAAAAGCCAUUGUCAAACUUUGGGAUCACCUGGCUUCUUUUUGUCACCGUCUUCAUCCGAGUAGAUAGUCUUUGUGGACAAAGGCAAACAUCACAGCUGCAAGUUGAUACAAAUUCACAAUGAGGCUUUUGGAACACAAAAGAUUUUCUGCAGAGGAAGCUGUGAGCUCAUUUCCAGGCACAAGUGAUGUUUAGCUCAGGAACUUGCAAUGUCCUGUAGAAUCAUACUCGUGUGUAACCCCUCACCUCGUUGGGUAAGUAGACGUACAGCUUCAGGGAGAAAUUUUCAGAGUGGAGCACUUCCCGUGAAGGUGUGCUGACAUUUCUUUUCAUCUGGUUGUGACCGACUGACUUUUUUGCUCCUAUUUCAAAGCAGUGAAGGGUCUUUUGCAUAUUCUUAAACUUAGUGUUUCUUCAUACAUUUUGAGCUGUCCGACGCAGCAUGUUGUCAUUAAAUCAGUGGUUUUGCUCUGGUUUUGUGCAGCCAACAGGCUUUUGGGCUUAACAUUGUCAGACUGAAUGAGUGGCCUCCAUGGAGACCAGCAUGAUCAUUGAAUUUGAUGAGCAGCACGGUGCCAAACAGGCCAACUGAAUCAAGAUCAGCCUUUUGUGGCUUUCACAACCGCCCUGGUGGCUGCCUUUUUACCCUUGCUAUGGGAUGUGGUGUUGAUAGAUUUCUUAUGUGUUACAAAGUGAUACGCAUCUCUCUCUCAAACUGCUGCAUCUGUCUUUGAAUGAAGAGUGCUCGGCAUCCUUCCUUAGGGCCACCAGCAGAUGCAUCCUGCAGCUGCAAACUCCUUCCUGCCUGCACCCAGACCCCAUUUGUCUGAAGUCACCGCUACAGCGAAGUUAGGACACUGGCUGAAUUUAAAUGGGGUACGCUUGAAUGGAGCAAUGCUGGUUGGCUGGAAGGAGCCUCCUUUUCAAUCCGACUGCGUCACUACUGUAUUUAAGUCCAAAUUUCCAGUGUCUAUUUACACUAUGAACUUCACAAAAGUCGAGUAACAGAUUAUGAUGCAGUUUUUAUUUAACUUUUUUCUGCAUUGCUUGAUAAGUUCUUGUGCAUUUCAGUCACACUCUUGCUGACUUGUGGGAUAAACAGCCUCUCUGAUGAGCUGCCAUUAUUGGUCCUUAAGGAGGAUGUUUAUGACUGAAGGCUAUUUCUACACAGACCUCCGCCCUGACUGCCUGCCUGCCUCCCUGUUAAGACCAGGUCUGCUGAAAACUAUGUUGCUGAGGAGGCGUUUGUUGCUUUUCUGUAGCAGGAACUUCCGUGCCAAGACAUGCGUGCUCCAAGACCUCGCUGCAGAGCUGACGGUGUGUAAGGCAGAGCAGGCACUCUGAUGUUUUCAGUCAGAAAGAGGGCUUAGCAAAGUGACAUUUCCUCUGGAUUCUGUAAAGCUGAAGCAUCAGGAAGUAGCAGACAGCCUGUUUUACAAAUAACUCCACAGUAUAAGGUGCUGGAAACUUUAUGUUUUCAUUGAGGUUCGGAGGAAUGUGCAUAUUAUCACAAAUGCCUGUGGUGGAGAGUAAAAGAAACCUACAAAUUUAAAGUUUCCUAAAGUAACACAGACUGGACUAGAUUUAUGAGUACUUUGCUGUGUGGAGAGCAAGAGUACUGCUGGAAAGUAAAAGUAAAAUAAAAAUAAAAGUCUUGAAAUGGUCAACUGUUCCUUGUCCUGUGAAAGCGUGCUCAGCUUUAGCCAUCUGGCCACCAGAUGUACGACAGCUUCCUCCGGUCCCCUCCGUGGAGACUAAAGCUUCUUGCAUCAACUUCCCAACAUCAGACAGGAGAUAGCAUGCAGCGAAGCAGGGCGCAGUUUGAAAACUGGAGUUUUUUCUGAGUGCCAAGCAGCCAGGCACCCUUCAUUUCCCGCGAGGGGUGUUUCCCACCAUCUGGGGGUGGGUGACGGAAUUCCAGAGAGGACCGUUUCUUUUUUAGAUGUGAUGCCAAGUUCUCACACUCUUUUCGGACCAUGGCGGAAAACAAGCAGCAAAGGAAAGGAUCUGGGAGUACAGAACGCUCCUUAUCCCACUUCAGCUUGUGGAGCAUGGGUACAACUGCCAGCGCUGCUCCCCAGCCUGUUUAUGUUGCGUCGCCGCUUGAGAGUGUCCAUGGCAACGGGAUGGCUGACAGCAGGCAGUCUUUGAGCAUGAGCCCCAUCCACACAGUCAACAUCCACAACAACAAGGCCAAGUCCAUUAUCACCAACAAAGUUGCACCGGUCGUCAUCACAUAUAACUGCAGACAAGAAUUUCAGAUUCACGAUGACAUCCUCAAAGCCAACUACAAAGUCGGUCGGAUAUCCGACUCUAUGCCUGAGCACUACCUUGUGAAGGGUGAGUACUUCAUGGUUCAAGAUGUGUACAGCAAAGUAGAUGUCAUAAAUACCACAGACCACUAUGGAGCCCCCAAUUUCCGCCAAGUGAAGGGCUCCUACCCGCUGUAUGGAAUGGGUCAACCCAGCCUGAAUGGCUUUAGACAGGUCCUUCAGAGGCUUCAAGCUCAAGGACAAGAGGAGAUUAUAUUCUUCUGUGUAAGAGAGGAGCCUGUGGUGUUCCUCCACAAGGAUGACGAUUUUGUGCCAUAUACCCCGCGGAGGAAGGAAAAUCUCCACGAGAACCUUCAUGGGUUGGAAAAGGACGGGACAGUGGAAAAACUGGAGCUAACCAUCAGAAAUGAGCUAUAUGACUUUGCCAAGCUCAAUGAAGAUGUCUUCUACGUCUACAACGACAUUGAGUUCUUCAAAGACGAACCGCAGAAGAUAUCGAUCGCUUGUGAGGAGGACAUCCAUGUGACUGAAGAGGUCUAUAAGAGGCCGAUGUUCACCAUGUCGGGCUACAGGUACUACAGACUACCACUACCAGUGGAAGGAGCACCACUGGAAGAAGACUUUGAUGCGUUUGUUACCAUACUCAGGGAGAGCCCCAGCUUGUUUCUGAGCCACACUGAGUCCCAGAAGCUGCCUGCUCUGCUGUUCAGUUGCCAGGUUGGCGUCGGUCGCACAAACCUUGCCAUGAUCCUCGGCACGUUAGUCAUGAACCGCCUCAGAGGGGAUUUGCAGCUGCCACCCCAAAUUGAGGAAGCAGCAGCUUCAGAACCCAGACCACUAUUUCAGGUCAUCCAGCAUCUGAUCAGCAGGCUGCCUAAUGGACAGCAGCUCAUGGAAGAGGUUGACCAUGCCAUCACCUUGUGUUCAGAAAUGCACAACAUUAAAGAAGCAAUAUACGAGAACAAGAGCAAGCUGGAAGGAAUUGGAGAAGAUUAUCAAAUUCAGGGAAGCAGCACCAAAGACUACUUUCUCCACCGAACAAUGCAGAGCUUGGAGCGCUACUUCUACUUGAUUGUAUUUAAUGCCUAUCUUCAUGAACAGUACCCACUUGCCUUUGUGUUCAACUUUAGCCAGUGGAUGUGCCGCCAUGCCUGGUUGUACCGGUUACUGGCUCGUAUGAACCUGUCAGAGCUGUCAGCUCCUGCUGAGCUGGUCACAAAAGGAGCCCGUGUCCUGGUUGCUGAUGAGUGCUUGGCCCCUGAUGUGCUCAGCACAGUCAAAGAGAUGAAGGCGGCCAACUUCAGACGAGUGCCCAAGAUGCCCGUUUAUGGAGUGGCUCAGCCGACAUCAGAGGCGAUCGGAGCUGUGCUGGCCCAUCUGAUGGAUGAAAAGAGGAAGCACAGCCACGUGUUGUGGGUCAACCUGCAGGAGGAUUUGGUGCUGGAAGGAAAUGGACAGAUUCUUACACCCAGGGAAUCGUCACAACCGGACCAGCACAUCUCUGUCCCAACGAGUGAUCCACAGGUUCUAGAGAAGUUAGAAACAUCCCUGAAAGAGGAGAUUCUACAGGCUCAGAAGUGGUUGGAGGUGAUACUAGAGCAUGAGAAGCAGAUGAAGAUGUUUAAAAGCUGCCUGACAGUUCAAGAGAUCUUUAACCAACACAAAAGCUCCCACCAAGGCCUCGAAUACAAACGCAUCCCUGUGACGGACUGCUGCGCUCUGCGGGAGGAGGAUUUUGAUAAGCUGCUAGAGGCCAUGAAGAGCGCUUUGGCUGAGGAUCCCCACUCGGCUUUUGUUUUUAACUGCGCCAGCGGCAGAGGCAGGACCACGACCACCAUGGUUGUUUCUGUUCUGACUCUCUGGCACUUUAAAGGGUUUCCAGAGUGUGCGGAUGAUGAGAUUGUGAGUGUUCCAGAUGCAAAGUACACAAAAGGAGAAUUUGAGGUUGUGAUGCAACUUGUUCGUCUUCUCCCCGAUGGCCACAGGAUGAAGAAGGAAGUAGACUUGGCACUGGAUACUGUCAGCGAGACCAUGACGCCCAUGCACUAUCAUCUGAGGGAGAUCAUUAUCUGCACUUACAGACAGAUCAAACAUGAGAAGACAGAGAAGGCGUGUCAGCAGCAGCUGCUCAGGAGUCUGCAGUACCUGGAGCGCUACAUUUUUCUCAUCCUCUUCAACACAUACCUGCAUCUGGAGAAGAAGGACUCCUGGCAGCGCCCCUUCUCUCUUUGGAUGGAGCAGGUGGCUGCCAGAGCUGGAGUUUAUGACAUCCUUAACCAGCUGGGCUUCUCAGAGUUUGAAGACCCAAGAGACACUCCACUGGCGAGGCUGCGCUGCCGCUGGCAACAGCAAAACAUUCACUCACUUCCUUUCCGAGGGGAGUUCAUCUGAGAGAGGGUCCCUGUGAAAGUACCAAAACAGCUCUGUGAUUUUCAGAAGACCAUUUUGGAAUCAACACAUUUUUUUGUGUGUGUUAUUUUUUUUCUCACUGAUCCCGCUAACCGUUUAACAAUAUUUUGUGUCAAGCCUUGAUUUUUAGCCAAUUUUUGUGCCUUUAAAUCAAGGAGAAAUUUAGAGAUUAUGUAUACUAAUACUUCCAUUUUUAUUCUGGGUUAAAAACAUGUCUUCUCUUGUGAAGGGCUUCAUCGAAGGCUCCUGUUAAAUGCUUUUAGAAAAGGGGAGAGAAACAAAUUCUGCUGUUGGCCAUUUUGUUUGCAAGUCACAACAGUUUGCUGUUGUGUGACCUGAUAUUUUUCUUAAGUGUCGACCUUUUUCUCUGAACAAAGCUGUUAUUAGAAAGAGCUGGAGGCUUUGGAGUCCCUGUGUACAUAUGCAAUCUGUUAUUAAAGUAUUCAUGCUUCUUUGAGCUUUCCAAACACAUUGAAUGAUGAGCUGCUGCCAUGUUUUUAAAGCGGCGAUGUCGUAUCUGUUUCCAUUCACAUGAGAUUACAAGUGUUGUGAUUCAGGUACUUAUGCGUCCAUUGUUUUUAAUGUUCCGUUUAUUUUAUAGAUAUUUAUUUCACUGUAUUUGUUUUAAACAAGUAUGAUGUUUAAUUUUUUUUAAUACUUUCAAGCAUCAUACUUAAGAAACCUGAGAACAUAAUAGCCACAACUACAUCAGAUGACCUGUAAAGGUUUAACUAAAGCAAGUUUUAGAGGAAUGCACUAAUCCUGUUAAAGACAGAUGUAGAAACUUAAACAUUGUUAUUGGCAGUGCUUAAUUUGUAAUUCAAAGGUUACCAGAAUGCAAAUAGUGAUGUCAGACCAAAGCUCACUGAGGGCAAAACUGAUACCAGAAUGCAGGGGGGUGGGGGUGGCAUGAUGAAUGGAGUUUAGUGUUUGAUAGAUUAAUUUUCAAGAUUAAACAUAACAAAAAAAUAAUAAUGAACACAAAAAAAUCACAAUAAAAAAAUCUACUUGCAAGAAACCAA
Nothobranchius furzeri (turquoise killifish) is the source of this 7870-nucleotide messenger RNA. It is a transcript of the gene pald1a, whose product is annotated as phosphatase domain containing paladin 1a. Gene Ontology annotation, cellular component: cytoplasm. Gene Ontology annotation, molecular function: protein tyrosine phosphatase activity. Lineage: Eukaryota; Metazoa; Chordata; Actinopteri; Cyprinodontiformes; Nothobranchiidae. The record is from RefSeq and is a predicted model, not a curated record.